AUGUCUGCUCCUACCGGCCCCACUCCAGGUGCAAGCCCAGAAGGCACGCAAGUCCCUACAAACCAACCCCCAAACCCAAUUGUAGUCAAUGUUGCCAACUAUGUCCGCUCCUUGAAGGAACUUAAAGCCAGAACUGGAUUGUUGAAUAACAAAGAAGAUGUCGAGUUUUUCCGCUUCAAGAGACUCCGCAGAGUGCUUACCAACGACGCCUACAAAGCCAAGAGUGCCGAUGGCAAAAACAAACUCAUUCCCAUCAAUUCUGAGGAGGAGUUUGUGAAGCUCUUCGUUCUGAUGAUCCAAUCGCGUUUGAUCGUGCCAGUUUCCAAGCUACACUACGACGAGAUCAAGAAAGUGAAGGGCUGGAAACCCAACCGCAAAAAGCCCACUUUGCAGCCCUCGUCUCAGGCUACCAUGGAGCCAGAUGCCUAUUAUGCAUGGACAUACGCUAAGCCAAACCCUAUGAUGCUCGUGUACAGUAUUUUGAUGAUUGCGACUGUGUUCAUUGUGAUUUUGUUCCCAUUGUGGCCUAUGUUUAUGCGCACAGGUGUGUGGUACUUGUCCAUGGCUGCCAUGGGACUUUUGGGUCUUCUAUUUGCCACUGCCAUAGUCAGACUCAUCAUAUUUGUAAUUACAUACUUGGCCAUGCCACAAGCCUUCUGGUUGUUCCCUAAUUUGUUCGAGGAUUGUGGUGUGCUUGAGAGUUUCCAGCCAGUGUAUGGGUGGAGCGGAGACCUGUCCAAGAAAAAGAAGAAGUCGAAGUCGAAGUCGGAGGCUGCUAGCGGGCCUAAGAUUGAGGAGAUUGGCAGAGAUGAUGCAGAGGCUACAGGCUCGCAGCCAUCCACGUCGUCAGCUACCAAAAGAACCGUCACUUUGGAGGAAGUUGACGAGUAA
Australozyma saopauloensis is the source of this 891-nucleotide messenger RNA. It is a transcript of the gene SEC62, whose product is annotated as Sec63 complex subunit. The record is from RefSeq and is a predicted model, not a curated record. Gene Ontology annotation, cellular component: endoplasmic reticulum; endoplasmic reticulum membrane. Lineage: Eukaryota; Fungi; Ascomycota; Pichiomycetes; Serinales; Metschnikowiaceae. Gene Ontology annotation, biological process: post-translational protein targeting to membrane, translocation. The coding region runs from base 1 to 891 and encodes 296 amino acids. The transcript has a single exon.